Messenger RNA from Tetrahymena thermophila SB210, 414 nucleotides. RefSeq lists its product as hypothetical. The record is from RefSeq and is a predicted model, not a curated record. NCBI's taxonomy places the organism in Eukaryota, Ciliophora, Oligohymenophorea, Hymenostomatida, Tetrahymenidae. The transcript has 2 exons.
GGAAUUAUAUGUAUAUCAAUUUUCUAAAGAAAAUCAAAGAAUAAAAUAAAUAAAAUUAAUCAAUUAAAUAAAGACUUAUAAAAUAAUUGUGCAAUCAAAUUUCACAGCAAAUAGAUAAAUAAAAUGGAAAGAAUCACAAAGUCUCUUAUAUAAUAAGCUAGAUACUUUUAUACUCCCUUGAGUCCUUAUUCUCCUCGUAUUAAGUUUUUAGGAAAGAGAUCAUUACUUGAAUUAGGAAAUUAAUAAGCAGCUCCAGUUUUUAAAUACAGUUUAUCAGAUUUCAAGCACACUAAGAGCACUUUCGUUAGAAGAAUAAUGACAUAAGAAGAAAUUGAUGUCAUUAACGCUGGUGGUUAGGAUAUUAAAUAUAAGCACAUUCCUAAAAUCAAGGUUAAGAAAGAAGAAGAUUUUUGA